GGGGCCCGAGGCCGCCGGAAGCUCCGCGGAUCCGGCUUCCGGGGCGCGCGCCGACCGCUGGGGGCUCUGUCGGCCCGGCCUCGUGCAGCUCCCGCGCGGUGCCGAGCCCGUCCCCGCGGCCAUGAGCGUGGGCUUCAUCGGCGCGGGCCAGCUGGCCUGUGCGCUGGCGCGGGGCUUCACGGCCGCAGGCAUCCUGUCGGCCCACCGGAUCAUAGCCAGCUCCCCGGAAAUGGACCUGCCCACCGUGUCCUCCCUCCGGAAGAUGGGCGUGAACCUGACCCGGAGCAACAAGGAGACGGUGAGGCACAGUGACGUCCUGUUCCUGGCCGUGAAGCCACACAUCAUCCCCUUCAUCCUGGACGAGAUUGGCGCCGACGUGCAGGCCAGGCACAUCGUGGUCUCCUGUGCUGCCGGUGUCACCAUCAGCUCGGUGGAGAAGAAGCUGACCGCGUUCCAGCCGGCCCCCAAGGUGAUCCGCUGCAUGACCAACACGCCUGUGGUGGUGCGGGAGGGCGCCACGGUGUACGCCACGGGCACCCACGCGCUGGUGGAGGAUGGGCGGCUCCUGGAGCAGCUCAUGAGCAGCGUGGGCUUCUGCACAGAGGUGGAGGAGGACCUGAUCGACGCCGUCACCGGGCUCAGCGGCAGCGGGCCUGCCUAUGCAUUCAUGGCCCUGGACGCGCUGGCUGACGGCGGGGUGAAGAUGGGCCUGCCGCGGCGCCUCGCUGUCCGACUGGGGGCCCAGGCCUUGCUGGGCGCCGCCAAGAUGCUGCUGGACUCAGAGCAGCACCCGGGCCAGCUCAAGGACAACGUCUGCUCCCCCGGGGGGGCCACCAUCCACGCCCUGCACUUCCUAGAGAGCGGGGGCUUCCGCUCGCUCCUCAUCAAUGCCGUGGAGGCCUCCUGCAUCCGGACACGGGAGCUGCAGUCCAUGGCUGACCAGGAGAAGGUCUCCCCGGCCGCGCUGAAGAAGACCCUCCUGGACAGGGUGAGGCUGGAGACCCCCACCAUGCCCACGCUCGCCCACUCCGGCCCCACGAAGCUCCUGACCAGAGACCCGGCCCCCGCAGGCAAGAAGGAGUGAGGCUGCUGACCCCCGGGGGCCCGUGCAGGGCCGUGUCAGGCUCCCGUAGUUGGUGGGGCCUUGGGCCCACUCCUGAGACAGGUGCAGAGCGGGCCGCACGGUGGGAAGAUGGGCUGGGGGUUGAUGCCGGCAGCCAGGGCCCGUCCUGUGCCUCCUGCCUUGGGGAGAGCGAGGCCGUGACUCCGUCAGCGCCCCGCUCGCCAGGACUGGCUGCAGCUCUCUGAGUUACAGAUCGAAAGGAUGGGAACAGCUUAACCCGUGUUACCGUGAACCAGAAAAGCACACUUACGUUUACGUCUCUGCUCUAGGUGUCCUGUUGAAAACACUGUUCUUUGGUCUGCUGAUUAGUUGCUUCAAUAAAGUUUUAUUUUGUGUUU
Hyaena hyaena (striped hyena) is the source of this 1461-nucleotide messenger RNA. It is a transcript of the gene PYCR2, whose product is annotated as pyrroline-5-carboxylate reductase 2. Bases 122 to 1084 code for a protein of 320 amino acids. The record is from RefSeq and is a predicted model, not a curated record. Lineage: Eukaryota; Metazoa; Chordata; Mammalia; Carnivora; Hyaenidae. Gene Ontology annotation, biological process: L-proline biosynthetic process. Gene Ontology annotation, molecular function: pyrroline-5-carboxylate reductase activity. The transcript has 7 exons.